Messenger RNA from Priapulus caudatus, 2307 nucleotides. RefSeq lists its product as uncharacterized. NCBI's taxonomy places the organism in Eukaryota, Metazoa, Priapulida, Priapulimorpha, Priapulimorphida, Priapulidae. The record is from RefSeq and is a predicted model, not a curated record. The coding region runs from base 280 to 1314 and encodes 344 amino acids. The transcript has 10 exons.
UUCAUAAGCAUUCGUAGUGAAUGAGUACACUACGCACUGCACGUGUUGAAAGUAACAAAGUCACACUUUGAAAGUGUACUUGUACAUAAAUAUAAUUUGAUCAAUUUGUGUUUUUGGUGUACUGGGAACAAGAAAUAGAUUUUAGUUAUUUGCACGUCAAUCUCUGUCGUUAUGAUACCUGGCUGUACAGUCACUUCUGUAGUAGUGUGAGCUCCGAGGUUAGUACACGUAACACAGUACUCGGUAGGCGUACACUGAGCUACUCCUAGUAUUGUUACGAUGACUGAACCAUACGACAUGAUGAUGAUGUUCUCAACACUGUCCCCUGACGUCAAUGGCAGUGACCUGGCUCGGGAUGUCGAAGCUGUUGGGUGCUUUGGCAGCUAUAACACAAUUGCCUGCGUGAGGGAAGCAGUGCUGUCAGCCCUCACUGCCGCCACAGGGUUGCUAUGCAUAGCCAGACUGAUUAAGUCUCACAUGGUUAGACAUCAUCAUAUUCAUCUCUACAUAGUGUUCUACUGCGCUGCCUUUGAGUGCAUGUUAUUGGUAAUCCACUGGCUGUGGGUGAGUGCAUUUGCCCAGCUGGAUUUUGCUGCACAGUAUCUGAAGUUGGUGCAGUUUCUGGCCGUUUGCCAUUUUCACUGGACGCUAGCUGCUAGAAUUCUUCAUUUGGAGUACCUUUCCAAAAUAGUGAUGCCUGCGAUACUAGCUUCAUUGAUGUACUUCACUACUGUUGUCAGCGUAGCAAUCAUUGUUGCCAAGAGCACUUGGACAGAAUGCCUUGAACCGUGGUGGUUGAUGCUGUCUGCCCCUGAGUUUAUCACAGUGCAGUUCUUCUUCAUCGCUGGGAUCUACAUUACUCGGAAGCUGAACAGAGUUAGCAUGAUGGAAGAUGUAAAGAAGAAACAAAAGUUGGACUUGUGGAGCGUUAUUGUGAUUUUUGAGCUAUCAGCGACAUGUUGCUUGGUUUAUGAUGCUGUAAUGCAGAUCACUGGCAAUCACACCAACGGAUGCAGCAGUAUUUUUAGUCAUAACCAAACCAUCUACUCAUUGGUGUUUUUUGGCUUCAUGCUGGUGAAGUUCAUGCUACCACUCUGGGUGAUGCUGUAUGUAUUCCAGCCUACCUUACAUUUGCCACCAGUCUUUGAAGAACAUUCAGAGCAACAGACACACAGGCCCACAUUUAACUACCAGUCUCCGUACCAGCCGUUGGAUGAGACAGCACGCGGAGUCAGUCCUGCUCCUACCCCAGUUCUCCAAGGGUGGGAAACAGAAGCCAACGAGAGGUCACCUUUGGUUCAGGGUAGGCCAUGAUGAUGAAAACAGUAUGCGCAAGUCCGUCACAGAGUCACGGUAACAUCCUGUCAUCCCGGUGCAGUAUGGUUGCAAAAUCAAUGUGAACAUGGUGAUUGUUAAUUGUUAACUAUGCUAAAGAUCAUAGAAGUACUUUAGCUUUUGGCAUGUUAACACGUAUGUGAUUCACAUUGCAACUUAGUGAACUGUUAACGACUCAAUUGAGAAAACAUUAUUUCCUGGCAAAUGCUAUUGAUAAGGAAAUUAAAACUUCACAUAGGUUCUAGUUUAAUGUCAGAAUUAAUUAUUAUGUGGCUGAGCCAUCAAUUUAGUUUUUACACUGUAAAAUAUAAAACCUAGAUUAGGUCACAACUUUGUUAUGGAAUUCACCCACGAUAUAGCUUAUAGAGAUAUAAUUAUUUUAAUGAUUGAUAUAUAUUAUAUAUAUUAUUAUACAUGUUAAUAUAUAUUGAUAUUUUUGAACGUCAGUAAACGGAAAUGCACCAGCUAUAAACUGUUAGCGGAUGGCUAAUGAAUUAAUGGUCAUUAAUCUUUGCAUAGCUUGAAUUGCUGGUACAAAUUGUUGGCGAGUCACAGUUGCUGUUCAACUGCACUUGUACACAUAUACCUGCAUAGGAACCUUAUUGCAUAUAUGUAUAUACAUGUAAAACACGUGUACAGGCUAAUUAUUAGUUACAAUAAGUUAUGAUGUUCUUAUAUUUUAGCGUGGUUUUUAGGUUUUCCUGGAAAAUGAUCAAACCUGUAUAUGAUACUGUUGCUUAAAUAGGUACUGACAUAUUGGUUGAUGGGUAUGUUGAUUCCAUCAUAUAAUCAGUAAAUAUGGUCCUUGACUAUGUAAAUUUACUUAAUUUCACAAAGUAACAAAUUUAUGAGCCGUAUUGUCAUCAUAUGCAUUGUACAGUUGCAAUACAAUCAUCUUUCUAUAUAAUAUGGGUGAUACACAAUUGCUGGCUUACUCGUUUUAUCCACAAUAGAAAAAUACAAUAUCUUGAA